Hyaloperonospora brassicae is the source of this 1560-nucleotide messenger RNA. Lineage: Eukaryota; Oomycota; Peronosporomycetes; Peronosporales; Peronosporaceae. The record is from the annotation of a GenBank genome assembly.
AUGGGCUGCAGUCACUCGACAUCCGCUGCUGCUGCUGCUACGGACGACGUCGAGGCAGUGCACUCGCCCACAGCCAUUGGCGUCAGGGAGAGCGUUCACCCGUCUACAGUGGAGACGCCAGUGCCUGAGCGUGGAAAUGGCUCCAAAGACGAAGCUCCUGUCAAGUCGACGGACGAUGACGCGCUUCCCGUUGCGGCCGCUGUCCCACUUGGAGCUGUCGCAGAAGAAGCGGAUGUUGAUGCUGCGAAAGAGACAGUGGAACCGGAAGCUGUUGCUGCUACUGUAGCUGAGGAAGAGCCCCUGCAGGCUGAAGAAGCUGCUGCUGCUACUGUUGUACCUGAUGAAGAGGCGAUUGAGGCUGAGGGAGUUGCUGCGGAAGCGAAAGCUGUGGAAAAAGGGAUCGAGACGAAGGAGUUGGUCUGUGUCAGAGCUCCUGAAGAAGUGAUUGAGGCAGAGGAAGUCGCUGAUGUCGCUGUUGCUGCUGUGGAAGAGGCUGUCAAGACCGAGGAAGGGGUCGCAGCUGCAGCUGUCGAGGAGCGCGUUGAGAUCGAGGAGGCUGCCCCUGCUGCAGUGGAGGAAGAGUCGGUAAAGGCAAAGGAAGUUGUCACAGCUGACGCUGUCGAGGAGUCGGUCGAGGCAAAGGAAGUUGUCACAGCUGAUGCUGUCGAGGAGUCGGUCGAGGCAAAGGAAGUUGUCGCAGCUGAACGUGUCGAAGGGUCUACUACGACGGAGGAAGUUGCUGCGGCUGCUGCUGCUUUCGCUGUCGAAGAGGUGGCGAAGACAGAGGCCGUUGUUUCCACUGAAGCUACUGCACAGUCUGUUGAGACAGAGGAGGCGGUACCAGUCAUAGCUCGUGCAGAGAGUGUUGAGACAGAGGACGCUCGUGCUGCUGAAGCUGUUGUCGAAGUGGUCGAAAAGCCGUCGGAAGCAACUACAGCAGCUUUAGUCGACGAGGCUGCUCUCUCGCUGAACGACGAUGCUCUAGCCGAGGAGGUUCCAGCAGCAAAAGCAGCAGCCGAGGAGACUGCUUCUCUAUCGAACGAGGAGAAGCAAGUCCCUGCUGGAGCACACCCGGACGAGGUGACAGGAGUGACAGAGUCUGUCACUGAAGCGGAGGCGUCCAAGUCUGCAGUCGACGUUCCCGUAGAGACAGACGCGCCGGUGAACGCGCGUCACACGUCGGAGGAAGUCCCAACUUCUGCACUCGUGCACGAGGCCGAGUCGGCUGAGAGCUCUGUCCUCACGUUCACAGCAGAGGACACGACGUUUGACGACAAUGGCGUCGCGUUCUAUAACUACACGGGCUCGGACGCCAGCGGUGCUCGCAAGGACGACGUGCACGUGUCAAAGCGCUACUCGGAGUUUAAGGCUCUGCACGCACAGCUCUCGGCCAAGCAGAUGACAGACCUCCCGGCUUUGCCCAAGGCGCCGUUCUUACAGGCGCGCAAUAGCCCGAGGAUGCUGGAGGACCGCAAGACGCAGUUUUCGGUCCUGCUCAACGCCAUCGCUGCGCAUCCUGCAGCGUCUCAGAGCGAAGCGUUCACGGCCUUUUUGGCGUAG